Messenger RNA from Symbiodinium necroappetens, 1071 nucleotides. NCBI's taxonomy places the organism in Eukaryota, Dinophyceae, Suessiales, Symbiodiniaceae. The record is from the annotation of a GenBank genome assembly.
AUGGAGGUUCUCGGGCAUGUCCGGCUAUGCGUCGGCGAAACGGAUGCUGUUCGAAUAGCACAAGUCACCGAUGUUCACCGCUUCCCGGGGAAUGUCACAUACUGGGACUGCCCGAAGGGUCGACGGAUGCCGUUGGCAAGUCAAGACUACAGCAAAACCGGCGACAUCGAGCUGCUGCAAACGGUACUGGAGAGAUGCAAGCCUCACUUUGUCGUGUUCACUGGUGACAUCAUUGAUGGGCGACCCUUUCACGCAAGCACGCCUUCGGCAUGGCGGGCGACUUUCCUGGAGCUGCUGGAGCCCGUCCUGAAAUUCGGGCUGCCUUGGACAUACAUUCCCGGAAAUCACGACGACGAUGGCUCCCCAUGGGACCGGGCUGAUCUUCUGCAGAUCUACGACCUCCCUGGCUGUGCGUCGCAAGGUGCGAAGCAGUUCAACCACACCUUCACAAUAGGACACGGAGAUCUUGCAGAUGAUGCAGCGUCUUUGCGCUUGUGGCUCUUCGACUCCGGGGGUAACAGCUCAGAUCCAUCCAUCGGAUACGAAACCUUCACCAGCGAGGCGGUAGAUGCGUUCCGUGAGCUCUCCUCGACGCUGACGCCGUGCCCUUCCCUGGUGUACUUCCACAUCCCGUUGCCGGAAUAUGGGAGCCUGGUACCCGUCCACGGCACCCAGGGACUCUUUGAGUCGGCGUUGAUGGCUGGCAUGGUCCCUCGCCCAUGGUGUUGGAUGCCCUGGCUGGUGCGAGCACUUGGACAGCAUCGCGUUGUUGGCUGCUCAAAGCUAAACAGCGGAUUAUUUGAUGCCCUUGUCGAUGCAAAUGGGCCCAUCUUGGCGACUUUCUGCGGCCAUGACCAUUCGAAUGAUGCGGUUUUCCAAAGAAGCGGCAUCUUCCUGUGCUACGGCCGAGUGAGUGGCAGCACACCCCCAGUUGACUGGGAGGGCGAUGCUCCGCUGCCGUUUGAGCCUGGCAUCCGGCUUGUAAAGUGCUCAGCUGCAGAGGAUGUAGCAAUGCCUACUUCUGCUGGAGACUUUCAGUUUCCAGUGUUUCGCGCACUGUGCAUUAGUUAG